AUGGCAGACAUGGCAGAUAUGGCUCAGAACAUGGCAGAUCUGGCAGACAUGGCUCAAGACAUGGCACGCAUGGCUCGAAGCCUGGCUCUCAUGGCUCAGGUUACUUCCAAAAUACAAAUAUACACCUACACGCUCGACACACUCGCUCGCCGUUUCUUUCACAAGCUGAAGACAGAUACCUCCGAGGCCUCCCUAGCACGGUUGGAAUGCCUGGCUGAAAACACCACCCUUGCCCCCUAUGUCCACGGUCUUCAGUUCGAGCAUCGUCAGGCUAAGAACAAUAGUAAGCUACAGUACCUUGAUGUGGCUGGGCUUUCAAAUGACAAUCCUGACCUUAACUUGAUGUGUUCUGGUAUCCAACAGCUUUAUGGUAUCCUACGAUCCUUCACCAACUGCUCGUCCUUCCAGUUCAUACAGGGCAGUGAGGGUGUUCCGACAACAAAAGGCGCCAUGGUUCUCUCUUUCAGGGUGAACCUCCUUAUCACUAUCAUGAAUGCCAUACAGAGGCCAGUUGGGGAACUGGAUAUCCAGUGCCUUUUGGACGGUCGUGAUGGGGAUAUCCACAACCUUGGUGGUAUAGGGUUUACUUUACUGGCCCCAUUGAUAGGCAAAAUCUCUGGAACGGAUGGGGGAAUUUUACAGCAUAUAUUAAUUAGCGUUGCACCUGCCAAGUAUCCACUACAGAGACAUAUUUGCAUCGAUUACACAGCCAAGCCACGAAGCUUAGUCGUUGACGCCCAGUUCAAAGCCGAGGGCCACACCUUGAUGAGCUACAUACUGCUCGACAGACCCCUGAUUCACCUUGAGCGGCUCUCCCUUGCCAGAUCUAAUGCUGCGGUUCCCGUGCGUACCCGCGAUCUCUGCAGUUUUUUGUCUCUGUACUCCCAGACCCUUCAGGAGCUCGAGCUCUCUUGGGUAACCGUCAAAGUAGGAGAGUGGAUCCCUAUAUUGAGGCUUCUGGCUGCCACUGAGUUCACCGAUCUCAAAUACGUUCGUUUUGAAGGUCUUGUCGAGAGCACAGUGCCACAAGGGCAGAUGGUUCAAUUUCUUGACCUCGUGAGGGAUCCUACCGUUUAUGGGCUCUCGGAGAAGAUAGUCGUUGAGAGUCACCAUGCCCCGGCUGACAGCGUUUCCUAUCGUGGUACCAGGAUGGAUAUUGCGCUCCUAACGAUCGCGGACUCUGCGAGGUACAGUCACGUACUCCGGUGA
Messenger RNA from Aspergillus puulaauensis, 1209 nucleotides. RefSeq lists its product as uncharacterized. The record is from RefSeq and is a predicted model, not a curated record. The transcript has 2 exons. Lineage: Eukaryota; Fungi; Ascomycota; Eurotiomycetes; Eurotiales; Aspergillaceae. The coding region runs from base 1 to 1209 and encodes 402 amino acids.